CCCUCUUGUUCCUUAUCGCGCAAGAAGAUUUUCUUGGACGCGGUUUCGGACAGUGGACACGCUGGACGCGGAGCAGGACCCACGCAGGAGGCACAAACCGGACGCCGUGUUCUUCGUUUGCGGCUUUAACACGAUGGAGCCAGCCUUCGGUGAGGUGAACCAACUCGGCGGUGUCUUCGUGAACGGCAGGCCGCUCCCCAACGCGAUCCGGCUCCGGAUAGUGGAGCUGGCCCAGCUCGGGAUUCGACCCUGUGACAUCAGCAGGCAGCUGCGCGUCUCGCACGGCUGCGUCAGCAAGAUCCUGGCCCGCUACAACGAGACCGGCUCCAUCCUGCCGGGGGCCAUCGGGGGCAGCAAGCCGCGGGUCACCACGCCCACCGUGGUCAAGCACAUACGGACAUACAAGCAGAGAGACCCGGGGAUUUUUGCCUGGGAGAUCCGGGACAGGCUACUCGCCGACGGGGUUUGCGACAAGUUCAACCUGCCCUCCGUCAGCUCCAUCAGUCGGAUCCUCCGCAACAAGAUCGGGAAUCUGUCCCAGCAGAGCCAGUACGAGUCAGGCAAGCAGGCGCCUCACCCCCCGCCCCAACCAACGCUACCCUACAACCACUUAUACACGUACCCGACGUCCAAAGUGCCCACUCCCCCUGGCAUGCCCACCCUACCCGGACACAUGGCCAUGCACAGGAUAUGGCCCUCCUCGCACUCCGUCACAGAUAUUCUGGGGAUACGGUCUAUUACAGAGCAACAAAUUAGUGACAGUCCAUCCUUUUCCAGCGCCAUACUAGAAGAAUGGAGCGCUAUAAACAGGAUUAAUUUCCCUCCAGUCACUGGCGUGGAUAAACUGCAUUUAGAACCUGAAGCAAAAUACACACAGACGCUGAAUGGCUUGCCCACAGCGAACAGCUAUGUCACAGCACCCAGCAUCCCUCCCUACCACCCUCCCACCACCCAAGUGUCACCCUACAUGGGGUACAGCGCCACCACGUCGGCCUAUGUGACCGGUCCCACAUGGCAGCCGGCCAGUGGCAGUGCUCUAUCUCCCCACAGCUGUGACAUCGCCGCCUCUCUUGCCUUCAAGAGCAUGACUGCCAACCGUGACGUCUUCCACCCCGUCACCGCCUUGGCGCUGUGAGGUCAAGACUGAUGGGGAGAGAGCGCGGGGGGGUGGAGACA
Messenger RNA from Anoplopoma fimbria (sablefish), 1176 nucleotides. It is a transcript of the gene pax9, whose product is annotated as paired box 9. Gene Ontology annotation, biological process: anatomical structure development; regulation of transcription by RNA polymerase II. The transcript has 4 exons. NCBI's taxonomy places the organism in Eukaryota, Metazoa, Chordata, Actinopteri, Perciformes, Anoplopomatidae. The coding region runs from base 134 to 1135 and encodes 333 amino acids. The record is from RefSeq and is a predicted model, not a curated record. Gene Ontology annotation, molecular function: RNA polymerase II cis-regulatory region sequence-specific DNA binding; DNA-binding transcription factor activity, RNA polymerase II-specific.